Molecule: messenger RNA, 2313 nt
Organism: Brugia malayi
Lineage: Eukaryota; Metazoa; Nematoda; Chromadorea; Rhabditida; Onchocercidae
Exons: 17
Coding region: 1-2313 (770 amino acids)
Source: RefSeq, a predicted model, not a curated record
AUGGAUAUAUCAUGUCAUGGAAUUUAUUCAACGAAUCAACAACAACAACAACAACUUCCUACACUAUAUGACACACAAAUACCCACAACCUCAUAUGAGCAAUCGUCACUACCAAAUAUUGCACAACCUCAUCAUCCAGCGGGUUAUUAUGAUUCACAAAUACCACAUUAUCCUGCACCUCGUAUACCAUAUCCAUCGAUAUCAGUGCCAAGUAGUCCAAUGAGGACACAAAUAAAAUGUGAGCUACAGCAACAGCAUUCACAACCACUACCACAAUCGCAGUAUCCGGAACGAAUAACAUCAACAACGGUUGACAAUCGGAAGAUCAUGAAUACUCAGACAUGGAUGAACGAUCAUCACUUCAUUAAUUAUCCCCAACAGCAGCAAUACAGGACCGGAUCUGCGCCAUCAUCAGUAAUGUCAAUGUCUCGAAUGAGUCAUAUAAGUAGUGCAACAGAAGAUAUGAGUAUGCUAAGUGUUAAUACACAAAUUACUGAACUCAGACAGCUAGCUGAUUUGAGGGCGCAAAUGCAUACUUCAGCGCCAUCAUCUUCAUCAUCUUGUAUCGAAAAUGUGGGACCGGAUCAUAUUAAAUUUAUUGAAACUGUCAAUAAAUAUAUAGAGAAAAUAACUGCUCAUGUCAACAACACUGAUAAGAAAGUAGCACAAGAAAUGGUGCGUGCCGUAUUUAUGAUGGCAACAAGGAAUGAUUUUGAACGAGCUGAUAUUGAUAAGUUGGAAAAAAUGAUGAAAACUUUGAUACAGCGAUGGUUGCGGCAAAAUGAUACCGAAGAUGAUGUAGUAGAAACAGUGCUGCGAAUAAUGACACGAUUCUCUGCUGAUGGUAAAACGAAACAAAUUAUGUCAAAAUGGAUGGUACAUUAUCCGGACGAAUUACUCGAAACAUUUGUACGAUGGAUGGACCCAGCACAAAAAUCUUGUAAAUAUGCUUUAAAUACUGUGCAUUCAUUGGUAGGAAUGGUGGAACGACAUCGAUAUGGGAAAGAUAUUAAAGAACAGAUUCUUGCUCGUACUACACGUGUCAUGAAAGAAAUGGAUGAAAAGGGUGAUCAGUACUUUAUAAAUACUUAUAAAUCGAAACAAUACGUUUUUGAUCUUGUUCGACGUGUUUUUAAUGGUAGCGAUAUGUGGAGGCAAUCAUUUGAAUCAAAAGGUGGUAUUCAACUUUUGCUACGAUUACUGAAGAAGGAGGGAAAUGAAUCGGUGGUGUAUAGGAUAGCUCGGGCAAUUUUUGCUAUGGUUUGCUCAACUGAUCUUUCAUAUGCUAAGAAGUUUGUUCAACUUGAUGGUGUCAAGAUUAUAUCGUAUCUUUUGGCAAAUCCAAAUUGCUCCGAACGUGUUGCGCUUGAUGUGAUGCUUUGUUUACGUGUAGUUAGUGACGUAGAUGGUGUAAGAAAUGCUGAUCUACGUGAAACAAUUAGCCGAACGCUUAGUAUGAUGGGUAUUUUUCGUAAUAAUCCAUACUUUUUACAUGUUGGAUUUGAUUUUCUUGGAAAUAUAUCCGCAACAUGUAAUGGUAACUCUAAUGCUAACAAGGAUUUUAUAGCUGAUUGUGGUAUUAUCGAAGGGACGAUCAAUUUGUUACAAACUUACUACAAAAGACGUGAUGAAGCUGUAGUAAAAAAUUUAAUUUCUUCAAUGUUAUGGUCAUUACAUGUUUUUACGGGUGGUUGUUCUUCACCGGAACGUAAUAUUAAUGUUAGAAAACGAUUGAUAACAUUUGAAGGAGCUCCAAGUUUACUUCUAUAUGAACUUGCUCAUCCAAUUGAUCUCAGUUCACGUUUACACGUAAUGAGCUUAUUCGCACGAUUAGUAGAUGCCGAUCAAUUGAAUCAUCCACCGAUGUUGUUUAAUAUUAGUGUUGAUAAUAAUUCUUUAACCGAUGUUUUAUUUGAAAUUAUAGCUACAACUGCAAAUACUAUGGAAAAUGAUGAGAAAGGUAAUCAUCAAAAGAAAUCGAUAAUUCAGAGAGCUUACAGUUUACUCAUCUCUCUAUCAAAUUGUAAUACCAAUUUUGGCAAUGCUAUACGAUAUUCAUGCGGUUCUUAUCAAAUUUGGGAUUUAUUGUUGGGUUGUCAAGAUGCAGAUGUUGUCAAGAGUACCAUUGAUUUCCUGAUGUUUAUCAUCAAAGAUGAAUCUGUUCGUGAACAACUUUCCAAAGAUUGCACUCUGGUAGAAGCUGUACGAAGUUUAACAAUUCAAAUGAAUGAAAAUGGUUCAGCAGCUCAAUUUUUACUGUUCCAUUUAACAACCGAAUCCGAUACGAUGGUUUCAUUUACGCCAAUCCUGUGA